Mucor velutinosus is the source of this 1824-nucleotide messenger RNA. It is a transcript of the gene tsn1, whose product is annotated as Translin-1. The transcript has a single exon. The record is from RefSeq and is a predicted model, not a curated record. The coding region runs from base 1 to 1824 and encodes 607 amino acids. Lineage: Eukaryota; Fungi; Mucoromycota; Mucoromycetes; Mucorales; Mucoraceae.
AUGCAACAACUGUUUUCUGAUGCUGCUGACCCACCCAUUGUUCCCGAUGGUUCUACUUCUUCAGCUUCUUCUACAACUGCGCCUCUGGCGGUCAAAAUCCUUGCCUAUGCGGAUGAUACUUUGGUGUAUCUUCGCGACACGCACGAUUUCCAUCGUUUGCAGGCUGCCAUCACUACUUACAUGAAAGCUUCUAACGCAUUAUUGAAUUAUCACAAAACAGUAGCUACAUCUCUUUCAGGUAAACCAUCAACAACUUGGCAAACCCUGCUCUCAUCUUAUGGCAUCACCGCUUGGCAUGAUCGCACAUCCACCACUCCACUCAUUUAUCUCGGUUAUCCAAUUUGUUCCAGCAUUACUCAACGCAAUGUUGCCUUUCAAAAACUGUAUGACUCCAUCCGUAACGCUAUUGCUAUCCACUCCCAACGCAAUAUCUCUAUCCGUGGCCGGGUCACCAUUCUCAAUUCACUCAUUUAUUCCAAAUUAUGGCAUGUUUUACGACUCACAACAUUCACCAAGGCCCAGUUGCUCUCUUUACGAAGCCUGGGUACCGCCUUCAUUAAUUUUCGUAUAUUCCCUAAACUCUCUUUUGCUACUCUCUCUUUACCUCGCUCUGCCGGUGGUUUGGGGCUCCUAGAUCCUCUCUCUCAACAACAAGCUCUGCAAUGGUACUGGGUGUGCCCUCUAUUGCUUCAAUAUCUUGACUCUCCGGCCUUCUCCAAGUACAACACUCCUUCGCUUCCUGUCUUAACUUAUACUCUUUCUUGGUGCUACUCCUCCACCGUCUUCUCUCAUUUCUUUUACUACCUCUUGUUUCAGCAUGCUCGCCAUCGGUUGUGGUUUCCUCAAAGUCCAUCCCGUCGCAAUACUUAUCUCAAUCCAAUCACUAAUCUUCAGUCCUGCUUGUCCAUCUUUCAGAUGUCAGAACGUCGUAACUUAUAUGUUGAUGCUAUUACUUGCUACUCACUCCCUCUUUAUGAAAUACUUUUACAUUCUCCUCCUACUAUUAACAAUUUAUAUUCUUCUAGCUUUAUACCACCGAAUCUUCUUUUAGAUGGCUCUGACGUUGCCAGAAAGCUUCUUGUAAGCGAGGUUUUCCAGUUAGAUAUUGAUCAUCAGGUGCUUCGUGUUCGUCCUUCCUUCCAAUUCGCUCGCCAUCCUAUUGUAUCCCAACGUGUUGCUGAUUUCAUUCAGUCGCGUCAACUACUAUUCCAACCUUUCUUUGCACAACAGUGCUUCAUUGCUCCUCGUCCAACACUCAACCCACAUCAACCUCCCUCCCUUCGAGCGUUCUGCCGUAGCAUUAUCGUUUCUCCUUCUUCCUUGCCUUCGCGAGGCCGGUUGCCGCUCAACAGCAUCCGUUACUUCAAAAAACUAAGUCAAAACCUCUCCUCUACUUCCUCCUCACUCUCUCCUCUCCGGCCGGCUCAAUGGCUCUCCUUCUGGAGAAUCUCAAUCCCCCUGGCUGCUCGCACGGUCUGGUACCGAGCUAUUUACGAAAAAAUCCCUUCAAGAGCUCUGCUACAUUUACGCAUCCCCGAAAAACACCCUUCUCCCCUAUGUACCAUCUGCUCUGCCUCUACCACGGAGGAUAUCACCCAUACUCUGUUCUCCUGCCCUCCCAAGUUAUUGGUCUGGCGACACAUGUACCACACCUAUCUCUCUGCUUCUUCCUCAAUCUCUGAUGUUGAUCUGAUUCAUUUCUUCCAACAAAUAUUACUCUGUUCCUCUCCCUAUCUUGAUCGUGAUCUCUCUCUCUCGUUCAAUGAUCUCUCUAUUCCUCAACUUUUCGCAACUACUCUGCUGACAAUAUGGCAAGCGCACUGA